CAGCCACCAACGUAAUCCUUUUGCCUGUUCACCUUUGAGCUGGUUUUAGUUGUUGUAGUGCAAGUACAUUGAAGUAAUUAGUUAGUUGUGAAGGGCAAUCAACUUGCAUUUCUGGCUCAUCAGCUCAGCAAAUGUAGAGUACCUGCUUUUUCCGAUCGUUUACUGAGUGACAUGUCUGAAGAUGCACCACCGGCUCCUAGCCGAUCACCAGCGUCUGUGGGUGCAACCGCUGUCACCUCGCAGGCGAAUCUGAGAGCCUUUCUUGAGAAGCUGGCUAGACGACGUAAACGAAUCUCCUGUUCUGCCAAGUGUCGGCAAACCAUUGAGGACACUUUGAGAAAGCUUGGUGGAAAACAAUUGGCUGAUACAGGACGCAUCGGUUUGCAUGAUUUGAAAGAGAUCCUGCGAGAGCCUCCUAAAGCUGUGCCUGCACAAACCCUCCGGGAAUUUGUGGAUGUAUCGACAGCCUAUGAUGUUGGAGAUGGAACCGUGGACCUGCAAGAAUUGAUGAGCUUUGCUUUCCAAACUGAACCGGGAAUGUUGGAACGCAUGGGCUGGUUUCUGCCUUUGUCGCUGCUUUUGGUUUGGAUGCUCUUGGGCCCAGCAAUCUUCUGCCCAGUGGAGCAGUGGUCCUACCUCGAUGGGCUUUACCUUUCUGUGUUGAGCCUAUCAACAGUCGGGACAGGGACAAACAGUGGUCUGUCCGCGCAGGUGUAUCCCACAUCUCAAGGGGCUCAGAUUUUUCUCCUUGUGUUUGUCCUGGUGGGAACAGUGCUCACCAUUUGGUUUUUGCUCGCGUUGUCACAGACACUUCUUUGGUCUCACGAGUUGAAGCUUUUAGCCUUCAUCAACCCAAGGGACACCCCGGAUUUGUUGGCACAGGAUGGUCAUGGAGCAACGAAAGGCGGUCUGCCCUUGGAGAAUUUGGUCGGGGACCAUCCAGCAGUCCUUCCCAAACAGCAAGCAUCAGGUAGGGAUCAUGUGGACGUUGAGGGAGGGCCCCUCAAGGAGGAAGCGGAAAAGCCCAAGUCAAUUCUUCAGAUUCACAAGGAAAGUUUGAGGCAAUGGGCAAAGCCGCGUGCCAAGAUGCUGGAGGCCGGAUGCUUUUGGAGCAGCAUCAUAUUUGAAAGUAUUUUCACACUAGCUGCCGGAGUCGUAAUUGCACUUGUAACCUCCACAAGUGCAUCGUUUCUGGAUGCUUGCAGCUGGGCUGUCCUGACCAGCUUGACUGUUGGCUACAUGCAGAGCCCGCUUGGAGAUAAAGUUAACCAAAAUGUGGCUCGAGGUUUGGAAGUUGCCUACGUAUUGUGUUCCGUCUUCUGCAUCUUGCAUAUCAUGUUCAGGAUUGGAAGAAGGAACCUUGGAAAGCAAAGGGCAGACUUCGAGCUGCGCAUGAAAGAACGCAUUUUGCCAGCCGACCUUUUGGUUGACUUGGACAAGAAUGGCCUUGGAGUAAAUCGUCUGGAAUUCCUUUGCGCAGCUUUGAUGACGUCAGACCGUGUGUCUGGACACGACUUGUCGCUGGCUCUUGAGAUGUUUCAGAAACUUGACCCGAAUGGCACCGGCGUCCUUGGCCAUCCUCAACUUGAAGCAUUCCAACGCGUCAAAGCUCCAUUGAGCCUUUCCGAACUGUUGGAUUCUCCACAGCUGCAUUCCCAACUGCAGACAAUGCAAUUUCCUGCCCGGAAGUCCAUCCUGGAUGAGAGGACCAGUGCAGUGCUUCAGGAAGUGUACCAGGAUUAUGAUGCUGUUCGUCGAAGCCUAGAUGCAAAAGAUGAAGAACUCCUUGAAGCACUCAGGGAGCACAGCGCCAGUGAGCAGGCUAGAGCACAAGCAGUUGCACAACGAGAAAGUUUGCGCAAGGAGGUGAUGCUUCUAUCACAGAUGAAAACGGACUUGGCCCAAAGGUUAGACAAGGAAGGCCGGCAGAGCAAGGCAGCUCAGACUACUCUGGAUGAUAUGAAAAGCAGGAACCGUUUGCUUGAGCAGAAGCUGCGAGACUUGCAGUUGCAGCAUGAGGAGGUCAACAAGCGCUUGACGAGUACAACUCGGCAACUAAAAGACGUACAGGAGCUCAGCCAUGAAUACCAACGUCGUAUUCAGGAGAUAGAGCACGACAUUCAUGACUUUCCGCGACGGCUGCAGGAGCAAGCUGAUCGUUUGCAACAUGAAGCAGACACAAGGGUUCAUCAGGUUCGUUUGGAAGCUGCCGAGCAGAACUUGGAAAGACAGGGUGAGAUGCAAAGCGCCCAAUUGGAGCUGAAGGCCUUGUCAUCAUCCAUGGAAGCGAUGCGUGGGCAACUCAAGCAGUCACCUUCUCCAACCUAUGCAUUGGAGACCGCAGCCCGACCUUUGAAGACUGGACUUCAACCCUGGGAGGUCUGGGGCCCUCCAGCAAUGCGAACCAGUGACAACAGUCUGUUGUCCAACGGGAAGGUGAAGGAACAGCUUGAAUUCUUGGACGCACAGGUCAGAAAACAAGUGGAGCAUUUGAGCUCGCAGGUCCAAAGACAUGCCGACUCCAUUACAGCAGAGGCGCAAAGCUGACUGAAGACCAGGACCUUCCCAAACACUGAUGAACUGAUGGAGUACUUCUUUUUCUUAGACAACUCAGCCACCACUCUUCCAAGAAUUAAGACACGCACAAUUAGUGUCAGCAUGUGUUAGCUGAAGCAAUGCUGCACGUGCGCCCCAGGAUGGAAUUGAUACUACAGUGAUAUCGAUGUGUUUUGGCUUCUUGCAGCAUUGGGCAAAUUUUAAGACGGCUUCAACUUCUGGAGUGCAGUCUCGAAAGAGAGGCCAAUGAAGUACUCCGCAUUUGAAACGACAGGAUGGCCGUCGUGUUGAACGACGCCGGAAAGCUGUCUCACAAGUGAUGCCAAUGAGCUCGCAAAGGGUUAAUGUAUAAUGUAUGUUAAUGUGACAUAAUGUGACUCAUGUGUCUGCCGACGGCGGUUGAACUCAACUGCUGUGCGCCACUCGCAAAAGCCCAUGAGAUGUUCUCUCUCCGGAGAACAGUUUGCACAAUUUUUCGAGUUGCAGUAGUGAAACCUACGUGUGGA
This is a messenger RNA of Durusdinium trenchii, 3062 nucleotides long. NCBI's taxonomy places the organism in Eukaryota, Dinophyceae, Suessiales, Symbiodiniaceae. The record is from the annotation of a GenBank genome assembly.